AUGACGAAAUCCAAAGUUAUCAUAGUUGGAUCCGGUGGAGUUGGUGCAAUUGCGGCAUAUGGUUUGGAGUAUGGAGGUAAAGCAGAAGUGACAUUAGUCAUUAGAUCAGAUUAUGAUGUUGUGAAGAAAGAAGGAUUUGAGAUUAAAUCAUGUGACUAUGGCCAUAUUAAAGGAUUCAAGCCUUCUAAGAUUGUCAAAAGUGUAGAGGAUGCCUCCAAAUUUGAUCCAUUCGAUUUUAUUAUUGUUACGACAAAAAACAUUCCUGAUGUUUUUAAGGUUGAAGAUAUCAUUGAGCCAAUUGUUACAAAAAAUUCAACUAUAGUCUUGCUUCAAAAUGGUAUUGACAUUGGGGCUCCUAUCUUAAAACGCUUUCCUGAGAAUAAAGUUUUGAGCGGCGUUAGCAUGAUUUCGUCUACCAAUUACAAUGGGUUCAUUGACCAUGAAGGCAAGGAUGCAUUGAAAAUAGGUUAUUUUCAUAAUGAAAAUAUUGACUCGAAAGAAGAGAAGGAGGCCUGUGACAAUUUUAUUGACAUAUACGCAAAUGGCCUCAAUUCUUGUACUUACGACCAAGAUGUCAAGUCUACAAGAUGGCGAAAAUUGGUAUAUAAUGCUACAUUUAAUACUAUCUGUACUUUGACUGGCGUUGAUACAGGUCGUUUGGAAUUGUUUGGAGGAGUAGAUAGUCUUGUUCGGAAAGCAAUGAGAGAAGUGUUGAAUAUUGCUAAGUCAGAUGGUGCAGACAUUCCUGAAAGUGUCAUUGAGACUAUGAUAAGAUCAGAUGAUGGUCUAUACUACUCACCUUCAAUGUUAGUAGACCUGAGAAAAGGAAAUUUCAUUGAAAUAGAAGUGAUUUGUGGUAAUGCUGUGAGAAUUUCAGAGAAAAAUGGUGUCGAGGCACCGAUAUUAACCUUGGUUUAUGAUUUGCUUAAAGUAGUUCAAUGUAAAACUAAAGAAGAAAAAGGACUUAUAGUCGUCCCAAAAGAGAGAUCUGUUCCCGAAAAUAGAAAGACUUGA
Molecule: messenger RNA, 1014 nt
Organism: Priceomyces carsonii
Lineage: Eukaryota; Fungi; Ascomycota; Pichiomycetes; Serinales; Debaryomycetaceae
Product: ketopantoate reductase family protein
Exons: 1
Coding region: 1-1014 (337 amino acids)
Biological process (GO): pantothenate biosynthetic process
Cellular component (GO): cytoplasm
Molecular function (GO): 2-dehydropantoate 2-reductase activity
Source: RefSeq, a predicted model, not a curated record